AUUAGAAUGGCGAACAGUUUUCUUCCUCUUGAAGCUAACCCCGACGUCAUGAACAAGGCAUUCUCUCUCCUCCUAUUUCCUUGUCAUUGAACGAAAUGUUUCAAUCAUGCCUUCAAUUAUGACGGUUUAUUCAUGGAACAGUCCUUCGGGGUCUUGGCCUUCCAAUGGAGGAGGCAGAGUGCUGUGAUGUUUUUGGCUUGGAUGAAGAGCUUCUGGAAAUGGUCCCGAAGCCAGUUCUUGCCGUGCUUUUUCUUUAUCCCAUUACCGCAAAGUCUGAAGAAGAAAGGCUGCAACAGGAAAAUGAAAAAAAGGAUUAUAGCAGUAAAGUGUACUUUAUGAAGCAAACCGUGGGUAAUGCUUGUGGUUUGAUAGGUCUGCUUCAUGCACUUGGGAACAUAACUUCCGAAGUCAAGCUUGUUGAAGGGUCAUUUUUUGACGAGUUCUUUAAAUCUACUGCCAGCAUGGAUCCAUUGCAGCGGGCUGCCUUUCUGGUGAACGACAGGGACAUGGAAGUUGCUCAUUCAGUAGCAGCCACUGAUGGCGAUACAGUGGCAUCAGAUAAUGAGGACCCUCAUUUCAUCUGCUUUGCCUGUGUGGAAGGUCAACUGUAUGAGCUUGAUGGAAGAAAGUCAGGACCAAUAUCUCAUGGUGUAUCAUCACCAAGUACUUUAUUGAGGGAUGUAGCUAAAGUGAUCCAGAGCAUGAUCCAGAAAAAUCCAGAUUCCCUCAAUUUCAAUGUCAUUGCAAUAUCAAAGAAAUCCGGAGAUGGACAUUAAGGUAGUUAAUUUGGGUGAAGCAGCUUUUGAUGUCAUCUGCUUUAUAAUCUUCAGUCAUCUGCAGUUUUAUUCACUUUAACUUUAUUUACGUUUUUUUAUUUUCAUUUGGAGGCCUAUCAAGUUGAGCAUCUUUCGUUUCAAAUAGAUGAUGCAGUGCUAGUAAAUUUGAUCUUAAACAAACUUUGACCUUG
Messenger RNA from Vigna angularis (adzuki bean), 967 nucleotides. Its product is annotated as ubiquitin carboxyl-terminal hydrolase 3-like. Gene Ontology annotation, biological process: ubiquitin-dependent protein catabolic process; protein deubiquitination. The record is from RefSeq and is a predicted model, not a curated record. Gene Ontology annotation, cellular component: cytoplasm. Lineage: Eukaryota; Viridiplantae; Streptophyta; Magnoliopsida; Fabales; Fabaceae. The transcript has 9 exons. Bases 165 to 776 code for a protein of 203 amino acids. Gene Ontology annotation, molecular function: cysteine-type deubiquitinase activity.